CAAAAGCAGGCGGAGACAACAAGACGUCGUCAAAAGAAUAGUCAAAGAAAUCUUAAAGAGAAACGUUGAUUUUGGUCUAUUUAGCCAACGGAGCAAAGAAGAAAAUACCCACAGAUUACCAAAGAAUCAUUCAGCUUAGCUAUGGACUAUUACAAGCCUGAACCCACAGUGAAGGAUGCCAAACCCUUCGACGCCUCCCAAGAUGCCCAAGUGCUGCGGGCAGCCAUGAAAGGAUUCGGCACCGAUGAGCAGGAGAUCAUCGACGUACUCGUUGGCAGAAGCAACCAGCAGAGGCAGACAAUUAAAGCGGUCUACGAAGCUGAGUUCGAGCGGGAUCUGAUUGAUGACCUAAAGGACGAGCUGGGUGGCAAGUUUGAGGAUGUGAUCGUUGGCCUAAUGAUGCCGCCAGUGGAAUAUCUGUGCAAGCAACUGCAUGCCGCAAUGGCUGGAAUUGGAACCGAGGAGGCAACGCUCGUGGAAAUCCUGUGCACUAAGACUAACGAGGAGAUGGCCCAAAUCGUGGCCGUCUACGAGGAGCGUUACCAACGUCCGUUAGCAGAACAGAUGUGCAGUGAGACCUCUGGAUUUUUCCGUCGCCUGCUCACGCUUAUCGUGACCGGAGUUCGCGAUGGAUUAGAUACUCCCGUCGAUCCCGACCAGGCUAAGGAGCAGGCUGCUCAGUUGUACUCCGCCGGCGAGGCUAAGCUGGGAACAGAUGAGGAGGUUUUCAACCGAAUCAUGUCGCAUGCCAGCUUUCCGCAGCUGCGACUUGUCUUCGAGGAGUACAAGGAACUCUCCGGACAGACCAUCGAGCAGGCCAUCAAGCAUGAGAUGUCCGACGAGCUGCACGAGGCCAUGAUGGCAAUAGUUGAGUGCGUCCAGUCACCGGCGGCAUUUUUCGCCAAUCGUCUGUACAAGGCAAUGAAUGGCGCCGGCACCGAUGAUGCCACACUCAUCCGGAUCAUUGUCAGUCGCUCGGAGAUCGAUCUGGAGACCAUCAAACAGGAGUUUGAGCGGAUCUACAACCGCACGCUGCACAGUGCCGUGGUGGACGCGGAGACCUCCGGUGAUUAUAAACGGGCCCUGACUGCAUUACUUGGAACCGCCUAGAUUUCUUGAUGUUGGCAGCUGGUCCGCCCAAUAUUGUAACCGUAUUAAUAGCCUUAUUUGUAGUGUGCCUUUUAGGAAAAAUCACUUUUAAAUGUCUGCGCAUGCGCACACUGUUGGCAAUAAAUAAACACGCAUAAUAGCAGAA
Drosophila eugracilis is the source of this 1255-nucleotide messenger RNA. It is a transcript of the gene AnxB10, whose product is annotated as annexin B10. Lineage: Eukaryota; Metazoa; Arthropoda; Insecta; Diptera; Drosophilidae. The transcript is spliced from 5 exons. Bases 142 to 1110 code for a protein of 322 amino acids. Gene Ontology annotation, cellular component: cytoplasm. Gene Ontology annotation, molecular function: calcium-dependent phospholipid binding; calcium ion binding. The record is from RefSeq and is a predicted model, not a curated record.